Messenger RNA from Podarcis lilfordi (Lilford's wall lizard), 10370 nucleotides. The record is from the annotation of a GenBank genome assembly. Lineage: Eukaryota; Metazoa; Chordata; Lepidosauria; Squamata; Lacertidae.
AUGGGUAAGUCUAAUAGUAGUGAUAAGGGAAAUAUGUAAGAAAGUCUGGAGGAGAUGGCUGACAGUCCCUCCCAGUUAGCCAUGUUUCUGGGAGAUCUUCAUAGAUGUCAUAGCCAGUCAUGGGGGUCACAAGAGCAUGAGCCCAAGAUCUUGUGAGAUCUGGAUUUCCAGCCCUUACGAGAUUUGACAGUGAGGUUUGUGGGACUGGGAUGCCUAUAGAUGGCUUCUCCCAAAUCAGUUUGGCUUCAUUCUGUGCAGGCAGGUGAUGAAGCCUACCCUCCUUCAUUUCAGGAUUAUCUCAGUUUAUAGUUGGUCAUGCUAUGGGAAACCAGGAAUUCUUUUUUUCAUGCUGUCCAGAUUGACUUGGGGAUUUUUUUUUCUUCAUCUUCCUUGGAGUAUCCUUUAGAACAAGAUAUAAGCAGUGCAUAGUUUCUGUAGUCUUAAUUUUUGUCACAACUUAUUAUAUAUAUAUAUAGUGUGUAGAAGACUGUGACCCAUUGAGAGAAAGGGAGGCUCUUUUAAUAACUUGCUAUACACCCUUGGGCUGUGGAAACACCUAUAAAGAGGAUAAACACCUAUAUAUAGGCUGAGUUCCAGACUUCCACACAGAUUUUGGGCAGCUAUGGGAGCAGGACCUGACUUGGCUGAACCAUGACAGCCAAUACAGCCUGAGGGCAAACACAGCAUGCAAAGCUGGGUUAGUUCCUUGAGAGGUGAACAGCUUUGAUAGCUGGCUAUCUUCCCACUACUAUCCCAAUACCUGUCUGCAAGGUAUUGUGGUGAAAGGAGUAGGAAUCUUAUAUAUACAGUGGUACCUCAGGUUACAGAUGCUUCAGGUUACAGACUCCGCUAACCCAGAAAUAGUACCUCAGGUUAAGAACUUUGCUUCAGGAUGAGAACAGAGAUUGUGCGGUAGCAGCAUGGCGGCAGCGGGAGGCCCCAUUAGCUAAAGUGGUACCUCAGGUUAAGAACAGUUUCAGACUAAGAACGGACCUCCAGAACAAAUUAAGUUCUUAACCCGAGGUACCACUGUCAUGUUAUGGGCAGAUGUCAGAGGAUGCUGACCUGGAAUAUACCAGGCAUAUAUCAGGAACUGAGGAUAGACUCUAGGUGAUGAGCCCUAUGGACCUAAAUGCACACAGGGCUUGCAGACACUUUCAGGCAGCAGGGAGUGGUGUUUGUGGUUGAGCUUUUUGAUAGGCAAGCACAUUCAAAUGGUUAGGUAAGAAAUAAAUAUCAGGAACCUGGCCCUUUGUUCUUGCCUGAUCAACAAGGAAGUACUUCUAGCCACUGUUCUCUAGGUUCAUAGUUGGUUUAUUCAACAAAGUCCUCUAGGUGGUCCCCAAAACAAUAUAAGAGCGCACUAAAAAUGAAGGAUAUACAUUUUGUUCAACAGUAUUUUCCUGUAGUUUCUUUUAUGGUAGUCCUCUCAGUGGGGCUGGUAUUUUAACAAUAAUAUAAAGGAAAGUUGUCACCCCCUACGUCACCACUUCGUUCUAAAGCAGGUGAGGAAUUUGUGACCCUCCGGACAUUGUUGGACUCCAACACCCAGCCAAAAUGGCCAAUGGUAGUCAGACAUCUGGAAGGCCACAUAUUUCCCAGUGCUUUUCUACAGCUUUCUUCUAUUUUUAAGACUAUCAUCCUCAACCCAUUUAUUAGAGAACAAGCCCUAUUGAAUUCAAAGUAAAGGAGCUUGGCAUUGUGCUUCACCUGCAAAAAGCACUGACUAGAAGGUUUCUUGGUAUUAAUCUGAAGGUGUAACUCGAAUAUAUUUAUCCAAGAUGGAGAAUAAUCUACCAGUAAGCUUUUUGUGGAGACAUAUUAUGCCUCAAAUACCAACAUUCUGGUGAAGAUUCUCCACAAGUUACAAACUCAGUAAUACUGCUUGCAGAGACAGAACCUCCACCUUCUAGUAAUCAGGAAAGUACUGUUGAAGAACCUUCCCCUGUUCUCGAGGAGCAUCCGACAAAAGUAAGAAGAGCAAAAUCAUCUCGGUCACAACACAGGCGUCCAAGAGGUGCACGGUCAUCACAUAAAAGACGGCGACCCAUGACAGCCGUUGAGGAAGAAGGUCCAUUUUCUGACAGAGCUGUCUGCACAGGUAAGUGACAACAGUUUCUGUCCAAGGACUUACGAUGAGAGAGUACAGGAAGGAGCGCAAAAUAAUUGCUUGCAUUGUUGGUCAGGUAUAGAAUAUAUUUCAUUCUAAUAAUAGAUCCCUUUUGCUUUUCUCCCCUUUAGAUUAGAAUUGGCAUUCUAAGGUAAUAGAUAUUUCAAUAAUAGAUUCUGGUAAACUUAACUGAACACUUAAAAAACAAUAAGGAUGCUAAACUGCAGUAAUAUGUUAGAAAUGGAAAGGAUUAGGCCCUUUAAUAGGAGAUUCUUAAACAGAUAACAGAUCUGUGUAGGUUUUUAUUGUACUGGAAAAAAUACUUUGAAUUUUACUAUUUCAAUGCAAUUUGCAUAAUGGGAAUUUUAGUUGAAAAUUUAACUUGAAGUGGUCAAGACCAGUGGCUGGUACAAUAUAGUUGAUGCUGAGGAACAGAUUCUUUUGGAAUAGAUUUUUUUAAAGGUAAGAACAGUCGUGUUAACCCCUGAUCUGCACUGGAUUAGGAUAAGGUAGAAGUCUGCAUCAUUUUGCUUUAGUUUAUAUUCCUGCAUUGCAUGGGGUUGGACUAAAUGACCCACAGGGUCCCUGCCAACUCUACAAUUCUAUGAUAAGCCCCCCCAGACAGGGUGCUAUAGGAACGGUUGAUCGAGCUACUGCCUCUAAAGCUAGUCCAUUUCCCAGAAAGGGGCCUUAUUUGCAGCCUGCAAAAGUAGGCAAUCACUGCCCCCUCCCACCCUUUUCCAUUCUAGCUGGCACAAGUGGCAAUACUUUGGAUGCAGUUGUUGAUCUGCUGUUCCUGGCUGGGAUUUUGGAUUGCUCUCUUUAAUACAAUAUAUUUGUAUGGGACAGCUGCAUAUUCCUGCAUUGCAAGGGGUUGGGUUAGAUUAUCCUCAGGAUCCCUGCCAACUCUACAGUUCUAUGAUUCUAUGAUAUUGGCAAUAUACAGUAUAUAAUGUCUUCUCCAUUUGGAUGAGGUGAGGAUGAAAGGUGGUGGCACAGCAGGAAACAUUUGAUCCACACUGUUCAAGAGUACUACCACAUAUAUGUGAAAGCGUCUUAGAACCAUGGAAAAUCACAGAUGCACUCUAUUUAUUCCAGUAGGUAGGAAGGGCUUGAGUCCAUGUUCAGCACAGAGGUAGUUAAUCCUGGGUUUCACUGCUACAUUUAGUUGUAAUUGUUGCCCAUUCAUAAAUGAUUAAUACUGCAUGUAUAAUUCCAGAUGCAUACAGACUCCUUAACUUAGUAAAAACAGAACGUGUAGCUUUGGUCUCCUUGGAGUAGUGUUUUUAAUAUCUGGGAUUAUAAAAAAAACCCUAAAUAAAUACUUAUUUUGGAGUUUUGAAAAUCUUUCAGAUACUUAUUGAGAAGUAAUGGGAAAGCAUGCAAAUGUUAAUAAAAUAUUUAAAAACAGCCAGACAAGCCAUUAAAAUAGCUCCAUUGUCUUCUGGGUUCCUUCCUUAUCAAAACCAGAUUAGGUUAAUCCAUGGGCGUAGCUGGGGGGGUCAGGGGGUCAGCUGCUCCCCCCCCCCCGAUCAAUUAAAACAAUAAUCAAGUAAAACAAUAUAAAUACAGUACUUAACUAACUGACCAAUCACGUCGGUUCUGCCCCCCCCAACAAAGUCUAACAAAGAUCCUGGCUACACCCAUGGAUUAAUCCAUUCUUCUCCCCACCCCAUAUAACCUGUACCAUUUCCCUAGUUUUCUACAGGAAAUUAUAUCUUAUGUCUACACUUCAGCUGGGCUUGACCCUUGGUAUAAUUUGCACGUUCGUCUACUGGUAAGUAUAGCUAAGUAAUCACAGUUUUGAUUGAUUUCAGAUGCAACAUGGUGAGCUGCAUGUUUGUUCUAUUGUGGCAAAACUUGGUAUCUUAACCACUGCUUCUAUUGGGGGGGGAGGUAUUCCAUACCUUUUAUGAUGCUCCCAGCUAUUAUGUUAAGAGGCUACAUGGCAGCCAUGAUUUUACCAUCUACCGUAUUUUUCACUCUAUAAGACGCACCAGACCACAAGACGCACCUAGUUUUUGGAGGAGGAAAACAAGAAAAAAAAUAUUCUGAAUCUCAGAAGCCAGAACAGCAAGAGGGAUUGCUGCGCAGUGAAAGCAGCGAUCCCUCUUGCUGUUCUGGCUUCUGGGAUAGCUGUGCAGCCUGCAUUCGCUCCAUAAGACGCACACACAUUUCCCUUUACUUUUUAGGAGGGAAAAAGUGAGUCUUAUAGAGCAAAAAAUACAGUACUUCUGUUCAGUCCCAUCUCACCUCACCCAGCUGCCUGGAUCUGUUUGUCAGAUCUUUCUGUGACUACAAGCCUGGCUGAGAAGGGCAGCCUGCUCUCCGGUUCUGUAUUCCUUUGUUUGGCUGGCUGUCCAGAUCCAGCCAUGUUUAGUUCUUGAAUUACAGGGGAGCUAGAGUGGUUUGGCUAAAGGGAUGAACUUACGGACUUCAUAAAGCACGCCCCCCCUCGUUCUCCUGCACUGUGGUUAACCAAUAAAGUGUUGUGACAUCUUUUUAUUAACAGGGAUAUUUACAGGAGUUACUGCUUUCUUUGAAGAAAGCAGUGUAUCAGUUUUCUAAUAAAAUAUAUUGUUAUGAAUUGUGGGUGCCAAAAUUCCUAAUAGGUGUUAGAAUAUAAUCAGUGCACAGAGUGUUAAAGUUGCCAGACACAGGAUUAAUAAAAUCUUAAAAUACAGGCCAAAUCACCUUCCUAAAUUCAGGAAAUUGCCUGGGAGAUGAGCAAUUAACCAAAAUCAAAGGGAAGGUAAUGAGCCAUUAGGAAUGUCAUAAGGAAGGCAAAGGCUGUGCCAGAUGGUAAGGCCCUCCCUCUGCUCAGACUUCAUUUUGGAAGGCAAUAGAGAGUAGAGUUUAGGAUUGGAGUGGCUGGAAUUUGACCUAGGAGAGAAAAAUUGCAGUCUGUUCAACACAGCAAGCUGCUGAGAGUUAGAGCCAUGGCUGGGGUCUGUUUAAAUACAAGACUGCUGCAGUUAUGGGAAAAGCAAGAACCUUUGGAAGUGCUAAUGCUGGGAACCCCUCCAUCAUAGGCUCAGGUUGCAUAUGUGUGUGAAUAAAUCCUAUAUCAUAAAGACACCACAGUCUCCAUUGUGCCUCAUUUCCAAAAGGAAACACAGACCCUGGGUAAAGUGUGCUAGGAACCCCUGGAAUCUCUCACUGCUGUGGAGAUUGGGGUGGCACAUAACAAUAUAUUAGUGCUGAGUGUCUCUAGCCAUAACAUCUCACAAAAAGAAAUGUGUAUCAUUCAGCCUCACCCUGAGGUCCAGUGAAGCAGCUGGUGGAAGCCCCCAAGGCUAUAUCCUCGCAGGCAUUCCUCUCACCUCUGCCGCCUCUGUCAGAGAAGCACUUCCUGCUUUGUCUCAAGCAGUCAAACGGGACGUGCCACCCCUGAGCCCAGGUCAGGAGAGCUGUGUAUUGAAAGCCGCCAACCUUUCAUAGAAAUUAGUGCUUAUGGAAUAGUCACAUUGAAAGGACAACCAUUUAGACCAGGCAUAGGCAGACUCGGCCCUCCAGAUGUUUUGGGACUACAACUCCCAUCAUCCCUGACCACUGGUCCUGUUAGCUAGGGACAAUGGGAGUUGUAGUCCCAAAACAUCUGGAGGGCCGAGUUUGCCUAUGCCUGAUUUAGACUAUAUAUCAUUGAAUAAGGUUGCUUCUAAUUUGAUAUAUGUCUUAUAUCAAAUAUAUUAUGUUUUAGCUUUGUUUUAAAUGCUUUUAUGAAAUAUUGUGAGUGUAGAAAUUGUGUGUUAGAAUAAAUAAUAAAUAAACUACCAGUUCUCUGCAUUGGGAUCCUUUCUGUAACUGCUUUUUGCUUGUUUUUUUGGCCAGGAAAUACCUUAAAAUAUGGGUACGAAGACGCCCAUGGUUUUGCUAUACCAUGUUGUAAGUAUAGUGCAUGUAGCUUCCAAUUAAAUCAAAUCUAAUCUCUUAAUAAUUACAAUAGAGUAUUUUUUUUUACAAACAUGUUUUAUAAAAUCAGUGUAUGUAAACAAGGAAAAAUGUUAUUUAUAGUAUCAAUUAUGUAUACAAACAGAUUGAACAUCUAUAUACAUCAACAUGGUUUCAAGAAAAUAUGCAGUUUUAAGUUAAUUUCUCUUGUAACUUAAUUUAAGCUCUUCAGUAGCAAUUAGAGCAUUUUACCAUGCAAAACUGUAACAUUUGCUUUUGUUUUGUUUUUAGACCAUUAAUCAUGUUGCUGGCUAUUACAAUAGCCUGCUGUGAUCAAGCCCGCAGGCGAUUUCCACUGGACGUCAUUAUGUUGUUAAUAUUUGUAAGUAUUUUUUGAAGGCAGUGUUCUUAAACCUUGGAUUCCCAUAAGUUAUUAGACUACAGCUCCCAUCAUACCCAGCCAGUUUAGUAAAUGGCCAGGGAUUAUAGCAGUUGCAGUCUAACAACAUUUUGUUGUUUGAAUUUGGUAAAAGGGAAAAUAAUAGAUACGGUAAAGAAUAAAAAGGAGAAAUCCCUGGAUGGCAAGAUCCAGGUUUGGGGCAAGUACUCUUUGGUAAGAGCCUCAGCAGAGAUUUUAAAUCACAAAAUAUAAAUCAAAGUAUAGUGUGGGGAUAUAGGCUGUUAGACCUUUAAAAUAUCCCCUGCAAAGUUCAGUACUUCCCUUAGCACAGAAAGCAACCACACAUUUGGUAAGUUUAAAAUGGUUUACUUACAAACUUUCCAAAAGUCUGAAUCGUGUGCUUUUUCAUGCACCUUUCAGAAAAGACAGGUAGUAAAACUUAGAUUCUAAAGUGGUAAAUAUUUCUAAAUUAUUUGUAUAGAAACACAAACAUUGCUUGCUUAAGUCUUGGAGCAUUCAGCUUAGACAUCCUUACUGGUAGGGUUCACAUGGUUGAAUGGGAAGAACAAAGGCUUGAUAGCUAUUCCUCCCAAGGUGAUGGAGAAGGACCUAGCUAAGCCUGGCAGGACAACUUACUCUAUGGUCUCGACUGCUUCAUGAAUUAAUUAGAGUUAAGGCUAUCAGUUAUAUGAAAGUCCCCCACAACUAGGGACCCUGGUUUAUUGUACAAAUUGUAACAUUGUUGCCCCAGACAGGCUGUCUCUCAACCUGUUACAUGUUGUGCAAUCUAGAAUUUGGCUUACCGUUGACAGGGGAGGACUUCUGGGUGAGGCUUGUCUGCACCAUUUUGUUGGCCUAUCUAUUUUUCUACUCUUUCAGAGGUAAUGGCCACCUUUUGCUAUGCUAUGCACUGCACCAUAGCCAUUUUGUGACUGGCACCCCUGCAUCAUUUUCUCAAAUUUCUAAACAAGCCCAUUAACUUAAAAAGUUCGGAAAGCUCUGGGCUAGAGUCAUAUUGCAGCCCAGCUGUUCCAUUGCAUUGGGCUGUAAAACUGUGAGUCUCUUGGUAAUUAGGAUGCAUCCAAGUCAAUUGUGUUCCUUCUAGUGGUCAAAGGCAGGAGACAUUGUUACUCCAAAGGAAGAUGUCCAGCACCCUCCCCCCCCCCCCGUCCCUUGAAGUAUCAGUUUUGUUUUCUGCCUUCACUCAAAGCAGACCAUCCCAGCACUCCCUGUUCCCUUGGCUACUGCUUCUAAUGCAGGGUGGUUCAAUUUCUCAGACCAAGUGGGCUGAAAGAGUACUUCGACACAGAACCCAUGGGCCACACACUGAAUUAAAUGUCCACAUCGUAAAUUAAAGUGCUUGCAAUAUAGUUAAUAUUAUUUAAUAUACACAAUUAAUAUAUUUAUUUGGACUACCCUGAUCUGAAGUGGUUUUUGCCUUUCAACUUGUGUUAUUUCCCCAGGGCCUGCCAGUUUAAACAGUGUCUUCUAUCAGUGUUCUCCCAUUUGGUGUUCUUAUUGUUAAGUUUGUUUUUAUUAAAGGAAAAUAAGAAAAAAAGGGGGGUCUGUUUUUCAGCUGUCUGCUUACCUUUCCCAUCUCUUUUUCUCUGUCUCUCAUUGCUGCCUUUCAUAGUAAGCAUAAUUAGGUAAUAAGUCAAAUGCCUCAAAAAAAGUGUGCCUCUAAAGCAGUGUGCCUGCUUCCUGCUCUGUGAGCAUGAGAAUGUACAUUGCCAGAGUGAAAAGCAGAUGUUUUCAAUUGGCUGCCUCUCAUCCACUUGGGUGCACAUGAUCAUGGCCAUCAUUUUGAGUCCAAUAGUGACAUUCCAGACACGGCCUAAAUGGUCCUGCUGUAGCAAAAGAGGCGCAGGCAGGAGAAGGCAGAGGUUCCAGACUCCCAGAGGCCUGAUCACAUCUCCACAGUCACUGCUGCAGUGCCACCAUUGGAUCUGGUAUGCAAAAGACCUGGUAGAUGGGCAAACCAGAGUCUGCAGCGGGACUCCACAGAACACCUGUUCUUAGUUUCCACCAGGCAUUAGCAGGACAGAGGUAUUAGGAGGGGUUAUCAGAAGAGGAAGAGGGGCUUGAACCAGCUCUAGCCCUGUAAGUAUUGUUCAAUUCUGCUUCUUCCUUGGGGCAGAUUUUUGGGGUUUUGAUGAAUCACCACCCCAAGACCAAUGUAUUGAUACUGGGCACCACUGAGCCUCUUGGGCUUCCCGAUCAGAAGGUUGGCGAUUCAAAUCCCCGCGAUGAGGUGAGCUCUCGUUGUUCUGUCCCAGCUCCUGCCAACCUGGCAGUUCGAAAGCACGCCAGUGCAAGUAGAGAAAUAGGUACCGCUCCGGUGGGAAGGUAAAGAAGGUUUCUGUGCGCUGCUCUGGUUUCACCAGAAGGGGCUUAGUCAUGCUGGCCACAUGACCCUGAAGCUGUCUGCGGACAAAUGCUUGCGCUCUUGGCCUGAAAGUGAGAUGAGCACCACAACCCCAUUGUUGCCUUUGACUGGGCUUAACCGUCUAGGGGUCCUUUUACCUUUACCGGGCAUCAACUUUCUACCUCUGCUCUGUUAAGCUUGAUGCAGAUAUACUUACCGUAUUUUUCGUUCUAUAGGACGCACAUUUCCCCCUCCAAAAAUUAAGGGGAAAUGUGUGUGCGUCCUAUAGAGCGAAUGCAGGCUGCGCCGCUAAGCCCAAAGCCAGAACAGGAAGACGGAGCACUGCGGAGCGCUCCGUCUCGCUGCUCUAGCUUGGGGGCGGCUGCGCGCUCAGCCUCUCCAGGGCAGCGGGGUGCCUUCACCCCGCUGUCCUGCAGAAGCUAGCAAGGCUGUUCCCAAGCCAGAACAGCGAGACGGAGGGCUCCGUCUCGCUGCUCUAGCUUGGGGACGGCUGCGCGCAAACCUCUGCAGGGCAGCGGGGUGCCUUCACCCCGCUGUCCUGCAGAAGCUAGCAAGGCUGUUCCCAAGCCAGAACAGCGAGACAAAGCUGCGCGCAAACCUCUGCAGGGCAGCGGGGCGCUGCGCUCCAGAGGCUUCAGGGAUCUUUGAGGCUGGCGGUGGGGGAAAGCAGCGCUUCCCCCCACUGCCAGCCCCACAAGCUCUGGUGAAUGUACCUUGAACGCACCUUGUUUUAGAGGGGGAGAACAAGAAAAAAUUUUUUUUCCCUGUUCUCCCCCUCCUAUGAUCCGGUGCGUCCUAUGGUCUGGUGCGUCCAAUGGAGCGAAAAAUACGGUAAGCAGAAGAAGUUUUGCUUUCUGAUCUGUCAGCUUAACUUGCUGUUUUGUCAGCCUGCCAUUCAGAAUGCAUCUGCAUUAAAGCCAAAGUAAUCCCACAUGGCAAAGUCAGUUGUUUCCCUGAAUUUAAGUUGUACCGCAGGGGCUCAUAUGAAUUCUUACCCUGUGGCUAGAGGUCAAACACAAAUUUGGGCUUCCCCUUCCCAAUUGAAACUAGCCAGACUUCAUCAUAUACAAUUUGCAGACUUACAGCCUAUUGUAUCCAUCAAGAUAUUGAGGAUGGAUAAUGGAGCGAUGGGUCAGAUUUAGAGGAACUUAUUUCAGCAAUAUUGUUUAAUGAAGCUCAUUUUUGCCCUUACCUCUCCUAUUUUUAUCAGGAUUUCAUAGAAUUGUAGAGUUGGAAGGGACCCUGAGGAUUAUCUAGUCCAGUCCCCUGCAGGAUCCCAUACAGGAAUCAAACUUGCCACCUUGGUGUUAUCAGCACCACACUCUAACCAACUGAGCCCAGUUCAUGGGUUUAAGGAACAUCUAGAAUAUGCACCUUCAGUAGGGCUUAAUUCUCGGUGUUUUUUAAAAAAAGGUAAUAUGAUUUAAGAUUUGCACAGGAUGAUAGAUACAAAGUUAGAUGCUAUUCUGUUUUUCUGCCAACAGAUUGGCAGUUCAGUAAUAAACGUAAUGUAUACUUUAAAUGUAAUAUAAUCUUACUUUUAUUCCUUUCUUUGACAGGUAGUCCUUUUGGAGAGUUUUUGA